Messenger RNA from Ilex paraguariensis (yerba mate), 1937 nucleotides. NCBI's taxonomy places the organism in Eukaryota, Viridiplantae, Streptophyta, Magnoliopsida, Aquifoliales, Aquifoliaceae. The record is from the annotation of a GenBank genome assembly.
AAUCUCAACUCGUUUCUUCACGUCUCAGUCACCUCGCCGGAGUCCUCAAAGCCCGGCUUCAUCUCCUUCUGUCAUUAUCUCAUGGUCUUCCUCUAGUUGCGGUAAACAUAGCCAGCAAUCUCACGAUCUUCCCUCUCUUCUCUUCCUUCUCAUCUCCAUCUCUUUUUACCAUCCGUUACGCCAGAGUCCAGACCACCAUCUCUUGGCGAGUACUUCCCAGAUUCUAGACCCGUGAGACCACGAUUGUGGUGGCAAUAUCAAGGCAACAACAGGUUACGUUUCUGCCAUGGAUGCUCAUCACGCAACCCUAGGUCGACGAACGUUGGAAGAAAUUCGACAAAAGAGAGCAGCAGAGAGACUAAGCAAGGCGGCAUCUGGACCAGAUCUAAGCCAAGUUUCAAGCCCUAGUGGUGUUUUUUGAUUUAUUCGUUUUUUAUUUUUGUUUCGAAUUUUCUUCUUAAAUGUUUGCUUAACUUGUUAUUUUAGUAAUUUGUAUUCAUAGCAUUUGUUUUGUGUGUUGUGCGCAGAUUUUGUAGGGAUGAAGAAAUCGGAUAGUGGAAGUAGACUUUCAGAGAAUGAUAUUGGUGGUUUAGUAUCUCAGUUAAGAGACAUGCAUAAGAAGAAUGCCGAACUAAAUGACGAAAACAAGAAAUUACUUUCAAAGCUUCAGACAAAAGAAACAGAGUGUGACAUGCUACAGAAGCGUCUAAAUGAUCUGGAACGAAAUACUGUGCCAUCCCUGAGAAAAGCUCUCAAGGAUGUUGCAAUGGAAAAAGAUGCAGCGGUUGUUGCACGGGAGGAUCUUUCAGCCCAGCUUCGCACAAUGAAGAAGCGUUUAAAGGAAGCAGAGGAAGAACAAUACCGAGCCGAGGAGGACACUGCAGCAUUGAGAGCAGAACUCAAUUUGUUACAACGGCAAGCCAUGGACGGUUCACUCAGCACCCUAACCUCAAUGAUCCAUUCUCCAGAUCACAUGCAAGCUAUGGAAAAGGAACUAGCCAGUUUAAAGUCCCAGCUGGAGCAAGAGUCGCUGUUAAGGCAGCAGGAGCGACAACAAUUAGCAGAGGAGCAAUCCCGUGCAUCUGCCCUUAUUUCUGAAAAGCAGGAGUUGGAAGAGAAAAUGGCAUCUAUUUCUAAAAGGGCCUCGGAAGAAAUCUCAGAACAGGCAGUCCACAAGACAUUCUCAAUUGAAGACAAGGAGAGACUUGAGAAGCAAUUGCAUGAUAUGGCAGUGGCGGUUGAGAGAUUGGAAAAUAGCAGGCAAAAACUUAUGACAGAGAUUGAUUCCCAAUCUUCGGAGAUAGAGAGGCUAUUUGAGGAAAAUUCUAAUCUAUCAUCAGCUUAUCAAGACGCAAUUGGUGUAGUGGCUCACUGGGAGAAUCAGGUGAAAGAUUGCCUCAAGCAAAAUGAGGAGCUUCGUGGCAUGUUAGAUAAGUUGAGAACAGAACAGACUAGUCUGCAAACUCUGAAUGAUAAGGGAAUUCAGGAAGGUUUAUUGGAAUCCAGCAAAGGGAGUGAGCCCUUGGCACAUACAGGUGAAAUUGUCUCCCUUAAGGGUCAGCUUGCUAAAGAACAGAGCAGAACAGAGGCACUGUCAGCAGAGGUCUUGCAGCUCUCAGUGAGGCUUCAGCAAGCCACACAAGCGUACAGCAGUCUUGCGCGCCUCUACAAGCCUGUGCUUCGAAAUAUUGAGACCGGUCUUCUGAAGUUGAAGCAAGAUGGCUCUUUGACUGUGCAGUGAAGAUGGGAAAUUUUUGGGGAAGAUUUAUGUUACCAAAACUAUUGGGUGGUAGAUUUCAUCACAGGCAUUGUUAUACUGUCACAGAAAGUUGUAUAGAUAAUAUGAUUGAUUAUACACUGUUUGAUAACAUUUUAGGUUUUAUUUUUUUAUUUUUGAAGUAUAUUUUUAUUUAAAAAAAAAAUUGUAUUGCAUUUUU